Messenger RNA from Coniophora puteana RWD-64-598 SS2, 2516 nucleotides. RefSeq names its product TPR-like protein. Gene Ontology annotation, biological process: protein import into peroxisome matrix, docking. Gene Ontology annotation, molecular function: protein binding. The coding region runs from base 60 to 2516 and encodes 818 amino acids. Lineage: Eukaryota; Fungi; Basidiomycota; Agaricomycetes; Boletales; Coniophoraceae. The record is from RefSeq and is a predicted model, not a curated record. The transcript has 10 exons. Gene Ontology annotation, cellular component: peroxisomal membrane; cytosol.
UCUCACCCGCAGCCCCUCCAUUGGACUUUGCUCUCUGACGUAUACAACUCCUCGAAGACAUGGCACUCCCGAUGCUAGCAGGUGGCGCUGAGUGCGGACCAUCCAACCCCUUACAGGGCCUCACGAAGAGAUUCGAUCAGGAUCGCGGUGUCCAGCAGGACUACUUCAACGCCCCGCGCGCAGGUUCUUCACGCGACGUCUUUCGCACCGUUCGCGGCGCCGCACCAGGCCUCGAGCAGGACGCAUCCCGAUUCUUCUCCCAGUCCCAGCAGGGUGGUGGCCCGGCGCCUGCGUUCGACGUGAAUGCGCUAAGGAACGCGCUUCCAGGGCCGGCUUCGGUGCCUGGGAUUCACUCUCCUAUCACGCAUGCACCGUCGCCUGUGGCCAUGGGCGGGGCACCCUGGGCCGCGGAUUUUAUGAGCACUUUGGCGGGGCCGAGUCAGGCGCCCGUGCAGCAGCAACAGCAGCAGCAGCAGCAGAUGCAAAGACAGGGGCAGCAGAGUGUGAUGAGCCCGGGCGUUCAAUCUCCUGGGAUCUGGAACAACUCGUACAUGAGCAUGGGCUACCAGCAGAUGGGCGGCAUGAUGAUGCCUAUGAACCAGCCGCAGACGCAGACGGCGAAGCCCGCGUUGCAGGCGGACCACAUAUCAUGGGACCACGAAUUUCAAUCCCAAGAAACCCUCCUCUCCUUCCAAAUGCCCUCCCAAUCCAUCAUCACCUCCUCCGGCGAGCCCUCCUUCGCGGAAAAGCUGCAGCAAAUUGAAGAAGCCACGUCCUCCAUGGAGUACACCCACACCGCGCGGCCUCCACCAGACGAAAUGGCGCGCAUCGCAGCCGAAGUGCUGCACACCGUGCAGAGCGAAGCGAACCCCAAGUUCAAGCAGAGCGCGUUCAUGGACCUCAUGCGCCAGCUGCGCGACGGCGAGGUCGUCGUCAGCGAAACCGGCGUCGAGGCUGCCACCGCCGACCGCCCUACGUCCGCGCACCACGCUGAUGUGAAGGGCAAAGGGCGCGCUGUCGAGCCCGUACCGCUCGCUGGGGUGGGGAUGUCGCGGCAGGGAGAGAACGUGAGUGGGCCGCUCAUGGGCCAGGCGGACGAGAGCAGGGCCGCUGUGGAUCCGAACGAUGCGUACUUUGCGCAGGAGAACGCCGAGUUCCAGCGGUACUGGGCCGCGCAGCGCCCGGGCGGUCCGCGUGCGCAUGAGGCACAGCAAGCAAAUGCGGACGCGAUGGGGUGGAGCCAGCUGGAGAGCUCAAUGGACGACUUUAUGGGCGACUGGCGCGCGAGCAAUGCUGCUGGUGCCGGUCGCAACGCUGAGGCCGCGGCGACGAGGAGGGCGAGCGAGGAGGGGAGGGCGAUGAGAGCGGAGAUGCUGGCGCGGAUGCGGGAGGAGGCGGACGGGAAGGCGUAUUACCGCUUUGUGGAGGAUAAUCUGUAUCUUGCGCGCGCGGCGCGCGAGGGGCUGGGGGAGAUGAUGCAGGGCCAGGCGAGGGGGAUGGAGGGGAUGAGCGCGGCGCAGCGGAUGCAUGAGAGCGUCCUCGCGCUUGAAGCAGCCGUCCAGCACGACCCGACGAACGCGCGGCUGUGGUACGCGCUCGGUGUGAAACAGCAGGAACACGAGCGCGAGGCGCCCGCUGUCGCCGCGCUCGCGCAGGCGGUGGCGCUUGAUCCGCGCUUCCGCGACGCGCACCUCGCGCUCGCCGUCUCGCACACGAACGACGGGAACCGCGCGGGCGCCUUCCGCGCUGUGCGGAGCUGGCUCACGGGGCACGAGGAGUACCGCAACGUUGCCGCGCGUGUUGGCGCGCGUAUGCGUAUGGGAGGGUCGCAGGUCCAGGGUAUGAGUGUUGGGGAGGUGGACGAUGUCGGGGCGCGGUUUAACACUGUAUGGGAUGGGAGUAUGGGUAUGGGUAUGGGAGGGGAGACGGGUGGGGUGGACGGUCGCGGGAUGGUUUCGGAGGGCGAGUUUCAGGCGCUCAUCGAGUUGCUCAUUGAGGUGGCGCGGAGCCCGCGGGAGCCCGGGGAGGUGGACGCGGAUGUGCAGGUUGCGCUCGCGAUUUUGUUGAAUACGACCGAGGACUAUGCGAAAGCGCAGGACUGUUUCCUCACGGCUUUGGCUGUACGGCCUGAUGACCCGCUGCUGUACAACCGCGUCGGCGCGACUAUGGCUAACAACGGGCAGGCCGAGGAGGCGCUGCAGUACUACUACAGAGCGCUUGAGCUCAAUCCCGCGUAUAUCCGUGCUCGAUUCAACCUCGGCAUCUCGUGCAUAAACCUCCGCCGCUACGAAGAGGCAGCCCAACAUGUGCUCGACGCGCUCGUCCUGCAGGAGAGCGAUGGCGGGGACGCGUACGACGGCCCCGCGGGCGGUGACAAGCGCGGCGUGACGAGCGGCGUGCUCUGGGAGAGCCUCAAGACGACGUGUCUGCAUCUGCAGCGCAUCGAUCUCGCGACGCUGUGUGAUCGGCGGGACCUGGAUGCGUUUCGCGGAGCGUUCUAUGAGGGCGCACACUAG